CGGACGAUCGGUCCAGGACGAGUUUUGUAUAUUACUCAUCGUUGAUUAAGGCUGUGUUUUUAAAUAUCAAAAAUUACAAAAAGUAUUGUUAAAGAAAAUAAAUAUCAAUAUUUAUUAUUAUUGUGUAUAUAUAAGGCAGGAUGCAUCGUCGUCGAGGUCCAAAUUUCACCUACGUUAGUGGCUGUGUGAAAUAUAUGAUUUUUGUUUUGAAUUUUAUUUUUUGGCUAUUCGGCGGCUUACUGAUCGGUGUUGGACUUUACGCGUUUAUCGACAAAUGGCAGGCGACAGGUCUCAUAAAGCUGGACACAGUGUACGAUGUGAUGCUGAACAUAAGCCUGCUGAUCGCGUUACUCGGUGGCGUGGUAUUCAUCGUGAGCUUCGCUGGAUGCAUUGGAGCGUUGCGGGAGAACACGUGCCUCUUGAAAUUUUAUUCCCUCUGUCUGCUCAUACUAUUCCUGGUGGAAAUGGGAGGGGCAGUCUGCGGUUUCGUCUUCCCCCGUUCGUUGCACGGUCUCCUUGAACUGAGCUUCACUGAACGUGUCGUGCAUGCGUAUAGGGAUGACCCAGAUUUGCAGAACUUUAUUGAUUUCGCUCAAAGUGACUUUCAUUGCUGCGGACUGACGUCUGACGGCUACAUGGACUGGUCCAAGAACGAGUACUUCAACUGCUCAUCGCCGUCCGUGGAACGUUGUGGAGUACCGUUUUCCUGUUGCAUCAACGCCACAGAUAUUAGUUCGGGUCUCGUGAACAUUAUGUGUGGUUAUGGCGUACAGAACUUUCCCGUCGCCGAAGCCAGCAAACGUGUUUGGACAAGUGGAUGUAUAGAAAUCGUCCGAUCCUGGGCGGAGAGGAACCUGUACACCAUCGCCUCAGCAGCCCUGGGAGUCGCUCUCUCACAACUCUUCGUCAUAUACCUCGCUAAGACUCUGGAGGGACAAAUUGAAUUGCAGAAAGCCAGGUGGCAAACAUGAAAUAGGGGUGCAGCGGGCGCUUAUAGGGACGAGUGCCGGCGUGCGCUGCUGUAGCCGGGACUCGAACCCGCACCGCCGCGCACGGCGCCCGCUGCGCUGCACAUGUAGACUCGUUACCGGCCGGACGGACUGGGCCUUUCCAAAACUAUCCAGUGCUUUCAGUGUCGAUAUAACCAGUGUUGUUUGAGCGUUACUCGACUGACUGUUGUAUUCCGAACGUUUAUUCUUUAAGGGGUGAUCGGUUACACGAUUCUCUGUCUUCUUCUUUUGAAUGUCAAAUCGUUGAUGAAUGAGAGAGAUAGAUGUAUUUAACUGACCACCCGCUUAACGAAAUUGAUUAGUAAUGUUACUUUGGCGAAAGUGAAGGUGUUAUAUAAGUGUUGUUAUAAUUUUAAUUAUAAAUAAUCGCUUGAUUAACACUAUAAGGUUAGUGCGCUGUUUAAUCUGCGUCCACAUAUAAUACUCCAUGGCUCAAUUGCGUAAUGGACCUUAAGUCACGGUAAUAAGGAUUAAAAUAGUGUUUAUUUUACCGGCAUUGAUCCUGUGCCAUUGUAUUUAAGACUGAAGCGAUUUUAGUCUAUUAGAUAAAUAGACCUUAAUUGGAUAUAGUUCCAGAAAAAUAUCGGUUAUUAUAAUUUAUAUUAACGAGUUCAAAUAAGGAACUUCGUCGCAUUUAUAUGAUCUGAAUGUUUUAUUAAUUUUAAUGAAUUGUGAUUUUAUUUUAUUUUUGAGAAUGGAAUACUGAACACACAUAGAAUACCGUGUGUUUAUUGGUUAGUUCAAAUUUGAUUAUUUAAGUUUCUCAUUGGUAUAUUAUGACGUGAUAGAUGUAAUGAAUUUAAGACGCCCCAAAAAAAUAUUAGCGGACUUCCACAAUUUUACUUCCUCUAUUAAAUAAUAUAUUGCACUAGUUGUCGUUCGCGUCUCCACUCGCGUUUAGCCAUUACCUGCCUUGGAUUUAAAUUCUUGCUUCAUUUCAGUUACUUUCGCAUUUAUAAUAUCAGUGUAGAUUUUCUAAUGAUUCAAUCUAGAUAUAUUUAUGGUCUUUGCAAAACAAAUGUUACAUCAGAAUAGUUCAUCACCAGCCCGGUUACUACAUUAAAUAAUGAUUAGUUUAUGAAGAGCAGUAUUCGGUUCAAUAAUAAUAAUCUGAAAGAUUACUCUGUGAAGACGUUGGCGCGGUAUGAGACAUCACACUAACGCGAGAUCAACCUUCAAACCGGAACACAUUCAUUGUAUCUGGCAGUAGCCAAUGGUACCUUCAGAAUUAUGCUUAGUGGUGUACUAAGCGUAAGAUAAACGUAUAUAUUGAAUAUAGUAACUGGGCUUACUUUGAUUUUGAAAUUAUACUAUCUUGUGACAUAAACAACAAACUAUAAAAAGGAUUAAUCUAUGACGGUUUUAUUUUUAAUUUAAUUGCAUUAUCUUCUACAGUAAAUAUAAAUG
Vanessa atalanta (red admiral) is the source of this 2417-nucleotide messenger RNA. RefSeq names its product tetraspanin-33-like. The coding region runs from base 141 to 971 and encodes 276 amino acids. NCBI's taxonomy places the organism in Eukaryota, Metazoa, Arthropoda, Insecta, Lepidoptera, Nymphalidae. Gene Ontology annotation, cellular component: membrane. The transcript is spliced from 7 exons. Gene Ontology annotation, biological process: protein maturation; protein localization to plasma membrane. The record is from RefSeq and is a predicted model, not a curated record.